AAAAGGCACAAUAUGUUUCACACGCAUCGACACCAAUACAUUUAAACAUCGGGGUCGGUUUAAUAGCUCCACGUUUUAUAGCUCCUUUUGGGCAGAAACCCACUUCAUUCUAUAAACCCGUUUUCGUUUGGAGCUUAGGACUCUGAACGCCUUUCCUUCGCUUUAUCUGGCCCGAGUUCCGCCGUCAAUAGGUUUUCAUUGUGCGGUUAGUGUUUGGAAAAGUAAGUUGUGUUUUUUUUGCUCGAAAUGAACAUGAACCCCAUCGAAAUUACCAACUUUGGCGCCGUUGUCCAGUGCCCUUACAACAAAUCGCACACUAUUCUUGCGCAGCGUUUUGCGAAACAUCUGAUCAAGUGCCGGCGCCAACAUCGAAAUGCCAAGAUCGCUAUUUGCCCGUUCAACAGCUCCCACCACGUUAAUGAGCAGGAGAUGAAAGUGCACACGACGACUUGCCCCGAUCGGGGACAAAUCCAAUCGUUCAUGUAUCCGAUCGGGUGUCCGGCAAAUCCGUUGAUGGAUAGUACGCUAGUUCCAUCAGAUCAGGGCGUAACUGGUGGAUUGAUGGACAAUACGUUGGUUCCAUCCGACCAAAGCGUAGCUGCUGGAUUGGUCGAUAGUACGAUGGUUCCGUCCGGAACUGGUAUACCGGAUGAGGCGGCACACUGCUCUACGUCCGAUUCAUUGUGCGAGGAGGAAAAUUGGGACGACAUGAAUGAGCCGCCGUACAAUCCGCAAGAGUAUUGCGAGCGCAAUCUGAUCAUCCGGAAGGCCACUCAAAAGACAAAAUUUCAAAGACGACAAUUUCGUGAGGCAGAAAGGAAACGUUUUGAAAUGCUGAAAAAUCGUGACGCUUUUCCUCAAAAUCGUGAAACUUGAUGUGUGUGUGUGUGUGUGUGUGUGUGUGUGUGUGUGUGUUGCAGAAACCAGAAAAGGAGAUAUUUGCAGAACUUUUUUUUUAAAUUGUAACAAAUAAUUUACAACAGCGAGUCCCUCUUUUGCAGGACAACUAUAGAUUUAGAUGUGUGAAAAAAAUGCACCGAGAGCAACCAUUGUAUCCAUCGAUAAUGAUGUCAAAAUAAAUCUUCCCCAAUCAAAUAAGCAACAGCAAAUCGGCCUUUUUGUGUGAACAGACGCGAACUAAGAAAGGUUGUUCCCUAGCAGACAAAUUGCAGUCGAAAUCAAAUUUCCAUA
Molecule: messenger RNA, 1191 nt
Organism: Anopheles gambiae (African malaria mosquito)
Lineage: Eukaryota; Metazoa; Arthropoda; Insecta; Diptera; Culicidae
Product: gametocyte-specific factor 1 homolog
Exons: 1
Coding region: 247-876 (209 amino acids)
Source: RefSeq, a predicted model, not a curated record